This is a messenger RNA of Microthlaspi erraticum, 294 nucleotides long. The record is from the annotation of a GenBank genome assembly. Lineage: Eukaryota; Viridiplantae; Streptophyta; Magnoliopsida; Brassicales; Brassicaceae.
AUGUUACAACUCACCCCCACUCACUAUGCGCAACGAGGACGUUGCGCACCUCGAUCGUCACCCCCUGACGGUGUGAGUCAAGGCCACUUCAACUUGACUCCACACUCUCGUCUGGGUUUGGCUCUGAUACCAAAUUAUAACGCCCCAACCGUCCCUCCCGGUGAGUCACCCACGCCCUCUCUCUGGACCCGCAGGCCCAUCUCGGCCCGUGGGCCUCACCCCUGUCCGACGGCCGGUCCGUUAUUUUCGAGAGGCUCUAAUGAUUUGUUUACUAUCCCUGCAAUCAACACCUGA